Messenger RNA from Lepisosteus oculatus (spotted gar), 2178 nucleotides. It is a transcript of the gene atp6ap1la, whose product is annotated as ATPase H+ transporting accessory protein 1 like a. NCBI's taxonomy places the organism in Eukaryota, Metazoa, Chordata, Actinopteri, Semionotiformes, Lepisosteidae. The record is from RefSeq and is a predicted model, not a curated record.
GCUCAGGUUUAGGCUAUAUUAUCAGAGCAGAUUAUGAAGCAGCCUUCAUCUGUGGCAGUUUCAUCUGGUCGUCUCCAUGGAAAAACACCAGACACUUAUGAUAUUUCUUUUAAUAUUAUUUGUUUUUCUACAGCUAUCACAGUCAUAUGAUCAGGUGCCUGCUUUGGUGGAAGAGAGCUCACAGGCUCCCUCAUUCCACGCCAUCAGUCUUAGAAAUGAAGCAGUGGAAAUACAGCUCAACAGUGCCUCUGCAAGUGAGAGUUACUUGCCUACAGCAGAAAUCCCACCACGAAAAACCCUGCAGCCUUCAGGUUGGCAAACUCUUGCCCCUCCCAGCACAAGAAGGAAGCUUCUGCAGUCCUCAAGUUCAACCCCCUAUUCCCCACUGAGUGUGGCCUUCAGUGGGAAAAUCUGCAUUCUCUUCAGGGCUAAGAAGCUGGUGAUUAAGUACAAAAACCACACAUUUGUGGAUCUGACAGAGAAGACGUUUGGUCCUGAUGCUACAGUGGACACCAAAGACUCCACCUGUAGCAAAGAUAAAGCCAUACUCUCUCUGAGGUAUGGUGAUGUGGAAGAUCUCAAAGGCCUUGUCAUAAGACUACAGAUGUCCAACACACUCUACGAGUCAGCUGGACAGAACUGGUUCUCGCUGGACACAGUACACCUUCAUUAUAACUGGACACUGGAUGCCACCUUCAAUGCCACUGAGGUGUAUGCCCCAGCCACCUAUUCAUACCACUGCCAGCACGUCAGCAGCCUACAGAAAUACGACACCCUGCUGGUUCCCAUCUCUAACAGCGACACUUCAGUACACUGGCACAUCACCUUCACCGACUUCCAGAUCCAAGCCUUCAACGUGCAGUCGGGUGAGUUUGCGUCUGCCAGUGACUGUACCACCUUCUUCACCCCCGCCAUCCUCAUGGGCCUCAUCACAUCUCUCAUCCUGCUCUUAGUGCUGGCUUACGCCCUGCACAUGGUGGUGCACCUCAAGUCCAUCGACCGAUACGAAGAGCACAAGACUGUCUAUUUCCCCCGCAGCCCCGAAACAGCCCGCACAGACAAGGACAGCUUAUAGGAGGCAAUACGUCUCAGUGAAGUCGCCACCGUGGCAGGCAGACCCACAGGCAAGCAUGUAGCAAUUGGCUACAGAGCUCCCAUAGUGUUACAAAGGAAAAAGCCGAGCUGAUUCGCCUGGCUGUACUUCACACAGGUAUGGGUCCACAAGUUAGCAUGCCCCGGAGAGCUUAGGCCAAAGUCUCCCCAGACACCAUCCUCCUGGGUGCGCUAACUCAGAAAUAGCUACUGGCGUGGUGCAUGGAGCACAAACAGGAUACGGAGACGGCCGCAUGGGAGCACGCCGAUCUGCAGUCGCCCUUAAGCGUGUUCCGAUUGAAGAAGAGAGGUGAAUAAAGCACUGCAAAGAGGUGGCUAGCACUAGGACACCGGGGGAAAUUACACCAAACUCACGACAGUUGCCUAGCAACCACAGGGACGGCAGAAUCUGUGCCGUCCAGUGAAGAGUGCUAUCAAAGGAGCAUCAAGAGGAACCAUUCGAAGGCAUCUUCAUGCAAUUCUUUCAAUGUCUGUAAACUUACAAGAAACACUGAAGUAUCUGUCUUUGAUUAGUCCCGGGUAUCAUUGCUGAUGUUCAUCAUCUUUAUCAUUGUAAAACUACAGAAGAGACUUCCUGUCAGGAUUAUAUUACCUUACUGUUACAGAAGGUGUUAAAAUAAUAUAUUUUUUCAUCUUCUAGCACUUUAUUGUCUUAUACAGAUGACCACUGAACCUGAUGUAGUGAAAGUAAUUCACGGAAGGCUGCCUGUUAAUCAGCUAUUUAACACACAUGUCUGACACAAUUAGUGUUCAAACAAGAACAUCCUUUUGCUGUUUAACCUUAAUGUUUUUAGCAUGCCAGUGACUCAUAUCAAUUUAACCAUCAAAAGCAUUAGCACUGUGUAAUUUAUAGACUGGCUGACAGAGAUGGAAGAUUUUAUGAGUUCCAAGUGCUGUAUCUGAAAACUCGUUGUCAGUACAUAUUAACAUUAGCUGUUUAAUAAAACAUUUAAAAAUGCAAAUGUCUGGGAAACUUAUUAUAGUAUAUUGCCAAUAUGGUACAUAGCCAUGUUAAUACUACCUCAACAACACAUAGGUAUUUGGUUUUGACUAAUAAAGUAACUU